GGUUAUUGAUUUUUUUUUCUAUCGUUACGUUAAAUCUUUUAGAGAUCGUCUAUUGAAUAACAGUUGUGAUAAGUUUUGAAAAAAAAAAUGAUAGGAUAUCUCGCAACUUAUCGCCAAAUUUUGGCUGUGAUUCCGGUCAGCUUGACCGAAUUCAACAUGGGUAUCGGAUGCGGCUGGCUCGCUCCAGCUAUCAAAAAACUACUCGAAGACUCAUCCGGCGAAAUCACAGCCAACUCGGACCAAGCUUCAUGGAUCGCCUCCCUGUACGAUUUCGGCAAAAUGUUCGGCUCAAUCCUAACCAUGAUGAUACUAGACAUCAUCGGUCGCUCACCCAUGCUACGCAUCGGAUCAUUUCUCAUAUUCUUAACCUGGUUGAUCGUUAUUUUCACCAAAUCAGCUCCAGUUCUAGUAUUCGCCAGGUUCGGGUACGGAAUCGCGGUCGGAAUAUGCGACGUGGUCUGCGCCAUUUACUUGGGCGAAAACUGCACGCCUAAAAUACGCGGUAUUUCUUGCUGCGUCAGCGUUUUCUGCUUCUUUUUCGCUGUGUUGCUGGCUUUCGCACUGGGUACAUAUUUACCUUACUCGGUAACUUCGAUCGUCAGUGCAGCAAUUUCUUUCAUUUGCCUUCUCAGCAGCGUUUUGCUGGUGGAAUCUCCGCAAUUUCUAACCUUAAGAGGUAAAUUCGAUAAAGCUGAGAAAAAUCUAAUGUGGCUCAGAGGUACUACUAGCAAAAACAGUCAAGUCGAUAUCCGGCAAGAAUACGAAGCCAUUAAAUCGAACAUCGAAUUCGAGAAACAAAAAAAGAAAUCUUACUACGAAACGUUCGCAAAAUCUUCGACUAACCUUAAAAGCCUCGUGAUCGUUUUAGUCAUCAGUUUAUCCCAACCAGCGUGCGGAAGCGCUUCUAUAUUUUCCUACAUUUCGAUCAUGUUUCCCACCAGUGAAUUCGUCUCGUCGAACGAAUUCACCGUAUGGUUCGGUACAAUACAGCUCAUAUCAGCCACCGUAUGCGUCUUGGUAAUCGAAAAAUUCAAAAGGAGAUCUAUAGCUUUACUUUCCAACUUGGUUUUCCUCCUUUGCCACUCGGGGAUCGCUUUUUUCUACUACGCCAACGAAAACACGUCGGCCAAAUACGAUUCCUGGAUGAUGUUCAUCCUGAUAGGUAUUUAUUCGAUUUUCAACGUGGCUAUGGAUUCUGUAUUCUAUCUGGUAAGAAGCGAACUAUUUCCACAAAGUAUUAAACCUUUCGGUUGCGGGGUUUCUAUAAUUGCCGAAUCUAUUCUCGACUUCGCGACGGUUAAAGUAUUUUUAAUGGUAGCUGAAAAAUACGGCAUGUACGUGAAUUUCGUCAUAUACGCGAUAUUUUCAUUUCUCACGUUCUUAUUUUGCUAUUUCGCAUUACCGGAGACUAGAGGAAAAUCUCUCGUUUAUAUACAACGAGAAUUAGAUAAGAAAAUUUGAAACAACAACGCGGGUACCUGUUCGUUCUAAACACGACGGUGAUUUUUUGACAUUGACCAAGAGUGCACUCUCAAAUGAGCUGGUGCUAAAAAAUUAAAAGCUAUAAUACCUUAAUCAUCCACGGAUUAGCUGCGCCCAAUUUAUAGGAUAAGAAUACAUACGUAUAUCUAAUCAAGUAAUAAUCUGUAUAAGUAGGUGCUUUAAAUUAAUGACUGGAGCAGAAUGGUACGAUGGUAAAAAAAAAAACAGUUACCAUUUUAAUCAUAAUAAUGAAGCAGUCGUACCACUAUAACUUGUGUACCUAUGGUUGGUAAGUUGACUAAAUUUGUGAUAAUUAACGCUGUUUGAAUUGUCAUUUUUAUACUUUUAUAACUCAUGGUGAGUUUAAAAUGGAUAAACGUACUUAAUCCCUUUAUCAUCAAACUUUAGCAGUUGUAAAUACUCAGUAAGUUUCAAGACUAGUGUUUUCCGUAAUUAUCACAAUUACAUCGAAAUAAUAUGUACUUAGUACCUAUACAUGAUAUCUUAUUGAAAAUAUUAUGAAAUUGUAAAAAUAGGUAUGAAGUCGUGCUUGAGUGGAAAAAUUUGGGCAAUUUGAGCAGCCUAACUUUUAUAAUUUCAAUUUGAAAUGUACCUAGGUUCUUCAUCUACCUAUGUGUAUAAGAAUCAAGUUACCUGGAAUUUGAAAACCAGUUUUUGAAAGCUGAUAUUGGUAAACAGUAGGCUAUGAUUGGUCUUCUUAAUAUUGUAUAAUUCUCAAUAUAACCUUGAAAAAUGAAAAAUAAAUAUUUUUUUAGAAGUCACUUAUUGCAUUUUCAUCAGUUAGUGAAAUAUUUCGAAGACCACCAGCAUUUCUUUCGAGUCAUGAUUCCACCCUGUACUCGUACUUUUGGUUUUGAUAAGAUCGCAAUGGCCAAAAGUGAACAAUUUUUUUGAACUGAACAUGAAGAAACACCUUCAAGGGUUCCAAAAAAUUUUUCAAAACGUUUCCCAGCAAUCAAGGGGAACGGGAAGUAUUUCAACGGGUAGACAUAUAUUGCACUCGGCAAAAAAUAUAGUAAAAAGACUCCGAAAAUACACCAUGAGAUGCAUAAAAUUUUAGACGGUGGGUAAAUUUUGAAUUAUAGAGUUUUGGAAGAUUCAAUAUGCAAAAUGUAAUAAAGAUUUGAUAAAAUCGAGGCAGAAAAA
This is a messenger RNA of Planococcus citri (citrus mealybug), 2649 nucleotides long. RefSeq names its product facilitated trehalose transporter Tret1-like. The coding region runs from base 88 to 1461 and encodes 457 amino acids. Gene Ontology annotation, biological process: transmembrane transport. Gene Ontology annotation, molecular function: transmembrane transporter activity. The record is from RefSeq and is a predicted model, not a curated record. NCBI's taxonomy places the organism in Eukaryota, Metazoa, Arthropoda, Insecta, Hemiptera, Pseudococcidae. Gene Ontology annotation, cellular component: membrane. The transcript is spliced from 2 exons.